Molecule: messenger RNA, 7460 nt
Organism: Carassius gibelio (silver crucian carp)
Lineage: Eukaryota; Metazoa; Chordata; Actinopteri; Cypriniformes; Cyprinidae
Gene: magixb
Product: membrane-associated guanylate kinase, WW and PDZ domain-containing protein 2
Exons: 17
Coding region: 304-4599 (1431 amino acids)
Biological process (GO): signal transduction
Cellular component (GO): cytoplasm
Molecular function (GO): protein binding
Source: RefSeq, a predicted model, not a curated record
CAUCGCUUCUUACUCUUACUCUUUCUCUUAUCGCCUGCGCCUGGGAAUACUGAAGCGGGCGCUAGAAGCGACCUGGCCCGCUCACACGCAUCGCUUCCCGCAGCACGCCUUCACGGACAUCCGUGGCACUGUCCUCCGGCUCAUCAUCGAUCCUGUCGCCGUGCUCUGCGAGAAGACAGACUCAGCAUAACCGAUGCCAUGUAACGCAUCAGCGCAUUUAUCCAGAAAGUCAAAACAAUUGCCCGGAUUGAAACGCUUUGGGACGCGAUGAAGAGAAAGCGGUCACUAUGAAGUUCGUUGGCCAUGUCUAAGGUUGCAGUAAAGAAGCUGCACUGGCGCUCUAAAGUGCAGGAGACCUUCGUACCGCUAGUGGGCAGCUCUGGAGAUUUGGGAAUUGCCAUCGGAGGCGGGGCUGAUUAUGGAGAGUUCCCAUUCGUCACCGCGGCACCAGGGGGAGGGAUCACAGUUGGCGAUGUCAUCUUAGAAAUUGGUGGAACUCCUGUUUUGGGCCUGACUUUAGGAGAUGUACGUGGGCUCUUAAACUCCUGCCCCCAUCCAAUCCGCAUCAAGACAGUGUCUCCAGGCUCAACUCUAUGCAAGGAUCUAAGGUUAUACCUGAGCAAAUGUUUCACACCAGGUUCAAUGGACAGUCAACUCCAGCAGGUGAUCCGAGAAAACCUCUACUUGAGAGCUGUGCCCUGUACGACUAGACAGCCCCGAGACGGCGAGAUCACGGGAGUCGACUAUAACUUUGUCUCCGUUGAAGAGUUCUUCUCGCUGGAGGAGUCGGGGGCGCUGUUGGAGAGCGGGAAGUUCAAAGGGAACUACUACGGAACCCCUCGUCCAGUUCACAUUAAUCCUGAUAGUCCUCCCAUCACCUACCAGGAGCACCGCAACCUGCUGAGAAACUUCCGCACACGGAGCAAGUCCCUCAGCAACCUGGAGAAAGCAGGCGAGGAGGGAGACAACAGCGAGGAGGACUCGGGUCUAUCAGGUGGUUCGGCCGGGGCGAGCAGUGCCCCCGCCCCCACCUCAUCCCCCAGCCAAUCACGAGACUCGAGCGGAGGAGACGGCAGUGCCCUGGAGAAUGGGCUCGGACCCCGUAGAGGAGCACGGCAAAACUGGGAGAUGAUGUACAGCGACUCAGGGAAUGCCGAUUACAAAGACCAUCAUCUAAAGCCAUCCUCUUGGCUCAAUCGCAGAGCUUACAGCAGAGACAAUGUCUGUAUGACUGAAUUGGCAGAGUUUACAGACCAGCCGAGUGAACUGAAAGGCUUCUCUGUUCACACUCGUCUGGUGAAGGGUUCACGGGGUUUCGGCUUCAACAUAGUGGGAGGCAGCAGGCGUAGAGAGUUCCUGCAGAUCUACAGCAUCACUCCCGGAGGACCUUCCACCCUUCACACAGCGGAUAUUCUGGUGUACAUCAAUGAUACCUGUGUGCUUGGCUUUUCUCACAAAGAGGUGGUGGAAAUGUUGAAAGCCAUUCCGGUGGGUCACACUGUGGACGUUGUUGUCCGAAGAGGCUACCCCAUGCUCUAUAACUCUGACGGCUGUCCGAAGAUGCCCAAUCCUAGACUAACAGCAUCCCUAGACCAGUCACUACAUCUACCUCCACCAACCACCACCCAACCCCAGGCCCAGGCUCCUCUCCCAUACGCUCAGCUACACCUCAACCACAACGGGCCCAUGUGGUCUGAUUUUGAGAUGGGAUCCUCAAGGAAUCUCGGAGAGCGGGCAUCAAGGUUUAGUUUGGAUGCUAAUGGGAAUUCAUCUCCAUUUGCUUCUCCUUCAAGACAGCCAUCAUCAUACCAGUACUCUAAUGGGUAUGGGAGUGGGUUCCUGAGACCACCACGCUCUGCCAGAAGCAUCAGGAGGCUACAGAGUGCAGAACUGGCCAGCCAGAGUGACAGCGAGGUGGUGUCUGCGAUUGGAUCCCAUAGGGCCUCAUUUAUCCGUAACCAGAACAACAACUCUCUGUCCACUCCGCCACCUCUCCGCCUGCACUCCUUCAAAUCUUCUGAGAGUGACCUUUCCUCGAGUACUCCACCACCCAUAUCUCGAUUUCCCCUGCCCCACACUGAAGUAAGUCCAGGCCCUAUCUCUUUCUCUCCUGGAGGAGGAAGGCGCUACUCUCAUCUCCAUAAACCCCAGCACUCACUGCUAACCCCACCUAGCAGCACCCAUUCUGACGGGCCUUACUUCACCUUCAACGGCACAGCCAGUGCCAGCAGCGGCAGCCCGAACAGCAGCAUUCCUUCGCCUGGAGCCAGGAGUGCUGUGAUCGGGAGUGGAGUUGGAGGAAUGGCGGGGAGUGGAGAAUUAGUCCCCGUCGCUUUGGCUAAAUGUGAGAGGGGCAGCAAUAUGGGGUUCAGUGUCACGGCAGGAGGUCACGGAGGAAGACAGACCCUGGUGAAGAAAGUCUGGGACCACAGACAGUGUACUGGACUGCAGCCUGGAGAUGCCAUUGUGAAGAUCAAUGGAGCAGAUGUACAGAGUCUCAGCUUUGCACAGGUCCAAAGGAUUUUGCAAGAACACACUAAAAAGGGGGAGGUUAUUCUGCUGGUGUUCAGAGGGGGCCACUCACAUUUCUCCAAUUCGCCUAAUUCUGUGCGACGACUGACUCCUCCCCCUCCUCGCUCCGCCUCCGACUCUGAAGUCCCUCUCACUGACUCCAUGCCAUUAUCGCGCAGCUCUUUAACCCCGCCCUCUCCAGCACUGGUGCGCUCCUCAUUGGUCCAGAGCACCAGCUUCCUGGAUUCUGUUCCUGUCACUCUCACACUAGAGCCACGCGAUUGGAUGAGUUCAGAGGAAGGAGGGACGGUACUCAGUCCCAGAGUAAAAACAGAGGAGAAAGAACAGCCCCCUGCACUGAGGGGGUAUGAGGUGGAGCUGAAGAGGAAGCCAGGUGAAGGCUUUGGAUUUGUUAUCGCCUCUCAGGAUGUGGAGAAUGUCAAAGCAGCGUCUCUGCUGCCUCACAGGUUUGUGACGGUACGCAGAGGCAGCCCGGCGGCACGCAGCGGUCAGAUCAGGCCUGGAGAUCGUCUGGAGGCCGUGGAUGGGAGAUCGGUGGUGAAUUUACCUCACAGAGACCUGGCACAGAUACUGAGGAGAGCUGGAAACACACUCCGCUUGACCAUCGUGCCCCGCGCCAGUGCUCAUUCCUCAGAGCGAGCAGAAAAUGACACUGAUUAUAAGAACAGAAAAGCUCACAAGUCAAAAACAAAGCAGGACGCCACGCGGUACUACAGUGUGGAACUGGAGAGGGGUCCCACUGGAUUCGGCUUCAGUCUGAGAGGAGGGAGUGAAUAUAACAUGGGCCUCUAUGUGCUGGGACUGAUGGAGGGAGGACCGGCCUCACGCAGCCACAAAAUACAGGUGAGUGAUCAGUUGGUGGAGAUCAAUGGAGAAAGUACAGCAGGAAUGAGUCACAGUCAGGCUGUGGAGCAGAUCAGGACCGGAGGAAGCAGGAUACACCUCGUGUUCAAAAAAGGAAAUGGAUACGUGCCUGACUACGACCGUGAUCAAGUCACAGCCGUCUCCUCCUCACCCCAGGCCCUGCAGUCGGGUUUGGCUACAAUGAGCCAAGGCCGAGCUCAACAGGGUGCCACAUCCAGCGUUCAAAAACCAGGGAAGACCAACCGAGAGCGGAGAGAACAGAGGGAGAAGGGAAGUGACGGAGGAGACCGCGAGAGCCCUGACAGUCUCGAGGGCGGCAGUCAGGGCAGGGGGCGAAGGUCGAGAGAUGAAAGGAGGAGACGAAGGACACAGAGCUUGUCUAGAAACACAGGACAAAGUGAUGAAAACGUGGACGGAAGAGUUGAAAGAGUCAGGAAAGAGAAGGAAAAAGGCAAUGAGAGAAGAGAAGACAGGUCAAGACGGAGCAAGAGCGAGGAGAGGGUGAGACGGGUGGAGAGAAAGAGGCAAAAAGACGAAAGCAAGAACACACAAACUAUCAAUAACCAGAGACUUCCUGAGCCUAAACUGCAGUGGGAGGAAGACAACGAGGAGGACGAGUGGGAAAGAGAGACAGAACAAGAGUGGAUGAGAGAGAGAGAAAGGCUGAAAGACAAAGAAUGGGAGAGGGAGGAGAGAAAAUCGCUUGCUUCAGAGAGCGACAAGGAAUGGGAAACAGAAAAGGAGGUGAAUAAAGAAGUGCUUGAGUGGGAGCUGAACAAAAAAACUGAACGAGGGAUUCCGGACGAAUUGAAUGUAAAGCGACAAAGUGAAAACGUAGCAGAAAUGAGUUUCCGUGAUCGUCUGCCUUAUUUAGGCGUCCGCGUGCUGCCUUCGGAAAUUCAGCCCCGCCCACUUCAACCCUUAUCUGGACAGCCAGUAGUAGGCUCUGAAUUCGAUCGAACCCCAUUUGCUUUCCUCACAUCUGCGCCGCCUGAAUACGCAGAGUCCGAAUCAGGAGCUAGUGUGUCUGAGUGUAGCGUUUCUGCAGCCAGUAUCUCGGGUCUCUCAAUGUAUCUGAAUGAAAACCUUACCUUGAAAACCACACGAAGGGCCCAGGGGCCUCCACUUCCAGGCCCCUGGCUCAAACCCAACUCACAGAGGUUUAAUAGAGAUGUUGAGAAAGGUGGAGGAACAGAAACAUGAGUUAUGUUGUAAAGGCAACCAUCACUAUUAAUAUUGCUUAUACUUAGGUUUAAAGUCGCGAUGAAAUGUAAGUAUGACAAACUUUCGUAUUUGAUUGGAUUUGUGAAAAGAAGGAAAUGUAGGACAGGGACGUGGUAAAGUAUGUUGGUAGUUGAUUGGAUGGAGGCAGAUCUGUAUUUGAAUUUGCAGCUGAUUGUAAGAAAUGGGCGGAGCUUAAGUGGACGAAAUCUAGUAGACGUCACCAGUAGCAGAUAUAUUGACAGUUAACCAUUUUUUACCUGCAAAAUUCCACCGAAAUUUUGCUAAUGUGACUGCGCCUAAAGAACUUGCUUUUUUGACUUGGUCAGCAAGCAAUUUACAUAAAUGUACAUUUAGCAUGCACUUUUAUCCAAGGUGACCUAAAAAUGAAGAAAAGAACAAACAAUUUGUGCCAACAAUAUUCAUAGUACACAAUGCCGAGUUUAAAGUGUGAAGUAGUUUACUGCAGAACCAUCCAAGAACAUGCUUGGAAACACCACUGCAAUCAUCCACAGCAAUGGAUCAUGGUGGUGAGUUUUACACAGGGAAACAUCACUUAGAGGACAUUAUUAUAUUUUAGUUUUUUCCUGCACAUUUAAGCAGUUUUUGAACACUCCCACUCCAGCUUGCUCUCUCAAGUCUUUCUCUCUUCUUCUCUUCCACUGUGUCCUCCACAAUGAAAGUCUGCAGUUAUCAACGCAACAUCUUUUACUGUUGUGCCAGACUGUUUGUAUAGUAUAUUGACUUUGUAUGCAACAAAACUAUCAUGUGAAGGGCCAAAUAUUCUAUGUAUCUGUCAUGCUAGCUUGAGUCCAGGUUUAACCUUUUUAGCACUGCUAUUUUUCUCUUCAGUUCUUCUGUAGGAACUCUAUUUAAUCUUAUACAAUGCUUCAUGUAAACCAGUGAAAGACUAAAUGGUGUACAUUUCGUUAGCCAUGAAAUUAUUAACAUUCAAAAGUUUGGGGUCAGUACUUGCUAUUUUGGAUAUUUCUAUUCAUCAAAGCAUCCCGAAAAAAUUAUUGUAUUGCAGUUUCCACAAAAAUAUUACACAGCACAAGUGUUUUUAGCAUUAUUAAUAAUAAGAAAUGUUAGUUGAGCAUCAAAUCAGCAUAUCAGAAUGAUUUCUGAAGGAUCAUGUGACACUGAAGCUGCUGAAAAAUCAGCUUUGCAACACAGGAAUAAAUUACAUUUUAAAAUAAACUCAAAUAAAAGUAGGCUAUUUUAAAUUGCAAUAAUAUUUCACGAUAUUGCUGUUUUUACUGAGUAUGAGUGUUCUCUGAAAAAACUUUUUUUUUUUUUUUAAUCUUACCGACCUCAAACUUUUGAAUGAGAGUUUAGCCCAAGGUUUAAUGUUUGUAACAUUAACUUUGAAUCAUUUGUGCAACAUUGUAAAAUAAGUAUUAUCCAGAUCUCUGCUAAACUGUUUUUGAACGAUGAUUGCGUUAUUUAGCAUUCUUGUGAAUGUGUACAGUUUCUAAACACUUAAGAGGAGAUAUAUUUGUCACACUCCCAAGAGUUGCCCCAGAGAAAUAUGCUUUAUUUUUAUGUAGUUGCUCAUAAUUUAAAUAUUCAUUUUGUGCCCUCUGGGUCUCUGACAUCUCAGGGAGCAGAUAUAUAAACUAUAAGAUUUUUUUUUUUGUACGCCCCCUUUACACCCUCAAAGUGACCCUUACUGCUGCCUUCGUAACAAAAGACUCCUCCUGUCUGCUGACCUUGGCCUCUGUCACCUCAGAAAUCUCAAUUAAGAUUAAAUUAAAUUUCAAAUGAUGCAUAUUUUUACAUGGUUGUGUGCCAUUUAAAGGAAAAGUAAUAGAUUUACCCAUAAUACAUUUCUUGCAGCUAUCAAAGUUUGAUUGACACAGAUACAAAUAUUAAGUAUUUCUCCAACUUCUGCAAUGCGAAAUUACAGUAUAUUAGUGAUUAUAUCUGUGAAAACCUUAAAUGAGAUUUAACUAUGAAACAUGAAGUGUGAUUUAUAAGAAGAACAAAGUAAUACUUAAGGAAAUGGUUCUCGUACUGCUCUUGGCAGGUUUGACCUCGUCAACCAAAAAGGACUGAAUGUUUGUACUGAAAAUAUAAACUGGAAGUUUGCAUUGAGUGGCAUUGUGCCAAUCCUGCAAAACCUCUUUAUUUUAUGCACCCAGGGUCUUUAUCUUUACUGACGAAAGCUUGCUUGUAAACAUGAGAGAGGUCGACUCUAUUAUGCUCUUGUUCACUGUAGCUUGUUAACUCUAGAUAUACUGAUGAUAUUUUAGCAUUUAACCUAAAAACUGUGCCUAAUACUUAUUUUCCUUGAUUCAUUUUUUGCUGAUCAUUAAGUUCCUAAUCUCUCAUCAAACCAAAACACCACCCAAGAUUGUUAAAUCUGUGUGUCAUACUCUCAACCAGAAUAUACGCACAUUUAAACUAUGCAUAAGAUGUUGCCAUUUUAACCCACAGCAGUUAACUGGGACAGCAGUGUAAUCUGUGCAGCCCCAGCAGGUCUGGGAUCAGUUUGUUGAAGUCAGUCUGGUGUCGGUGGUCCACACAUCUUUAACCAUAUCAUAAUAUUCAUGAGCCAAUGCCACAUAACAAGUCUAACACUAAGAAGUUUAAUGCCUCUAUAUUUAUUACAUGUUCAAUCUGAAAGGUCCAUUUUAGAGUCUAACACUGUCUUUAUGUCCAUACUAAUAUUAUAUGGCCAUAUGUACUAAUUGUAAAUAGAAAUAAAUAGAAGUAUAUUAUAAUUCUAUAUAUACAUAUAAUAUGUUUCUGUUAUGAUUAUAUUGUUAUAAUCCAUUGUAACCCAAAUGCAGGUAACAAAUUAUAUAAGAGUUAUAAUAAAGAUUAAUGUAUCAACCUGA